AGACAAAAAAUGAUCAUAACCUCCAAGUUGAAGACAUAUCAUUUGAGUUAUUCAGAAUAGAAUAUAAAUAAAUGGUUGAGGAGUCGUAAUGUAAAUGAAAAAAAGUACUUUUGAUAUCACUCAAUAAACAUGACAGAUCAAGUAGACAAUAAUGAAAAGACACUAUUUAUUUUUGGACGAGAUGUUUCAAAAAUACCAUGUUUUCGUAACAGUAUAUUGUAUGGUAUUGGAGGAGGAUUGUGUUCAGGAUUGGCAAGAUUUAUGUUUACCAGUCAACCUCUCAAGUCUGUGAAUUUCGCAGUAUAUUCAUUUUCAUUUAUCACUAUGGUCUAUUGGAUACAGUGCAGAUAUAAGUUUUCUAAAACAAAGUUUGAAAUGCUCAGAAUGCAAGAAAUGCUGCAAAGGCAUGUUUUAAUAGAGGGUACCCAAGUAGAAGAAGAUGUUAAUUUGCAAAACAAACCUGUAGACAUUUAGUUUUAACCUGUGUAGUGCCAUAUAGUUGCAGAUUUUUAAAUAGAAUUGUUACCUAACAAUUAA
Messenger RNA from Leptinotarsa decemlineata (Colorado potato beetle), 537 nucleotides. RefSeq names its product cytochrome c oxidase assembly factor COX20 lethal (3) 87Df (gene l(3)87Df). NCBI's taxonomy places the organism in Eukaryota, Metazoa, Arthropoda, Insecta, Coleoptera, Chrysomelidae. Gene Ontology annotation, biological process: mitochondrial respiratory chain complex IV assembly. The record is from RefSeq and is a predicted model, not a curated record. Gene Ontology annotation, cellular component: mitochondrion; mitochondrial inner membrane.